Molecule: messenger RNA, 1647 nt
Organism: Fimicolochytrium jonesii
Lineage: Eukaryota; Fungi; Chytridiomycota; Chytridiomycetes; Spizellomycetales; Powellomycetaceae
Product: alginate lyase-domain-containing protein
Exons: 2
Coding region: 1-1488 (495 amino acids)
Cellular component (GO): periplasmic space
Molecular function (GO): lyase activity
Source: RefSeq, a predicted model, not a curated record
AUGCCCCAACCAACGCCCAGACUGCUCAUCCCACUCCUCCUCCUCCUCCUCCUCCUUCCCCACCCGCCAACGCAGGGGUCAACGUACCCCCUCCCCCUCCUCCCCGACUCCCUAACAACAAACUACAUCUCCGCCCGCGACCUCUACCGCAACCGCCUACUUUACCUUUCCGGUGAAGGCUCCGACCUCAACCCCGCCAUCAACCACGUCGUGCGUCUCGCCGAGGGGUGGAUCGCUGAUCCCACCACCUACACCGUCAUGAACAAAAUGACCCAUUCCACAACCGAUAACAACACCACCGCACGGAUCGCGCCCUCAGGCGACCCCCACGACUACUUCUCCCUCGCAAAAUACUACUGGCCUGACCCCGCCACUCCCUUCGGCCUCCCCUACAUCCCCCGCCCCGGCCAAAUCAACCCUUCCUCAACGUCCCUCCCCAACGACCGGGCCUCGCUGGAUGCCGUGAUCGAGAGCGUGUGGACGGGCGCGCUGGCGUGGUUUUGGACAAGGGAUGAGCGGUUUAGUGGGAUGGCGGGGGAGCGGUUGCGCGUUUGGUUUGUUGAGGAGGGGACGAGGAUGAAUGCUGCGGUAGGGUUGGAGUGGGAUAAUUGGGUGGUCGGGAGGAGUAGUGUGGGUGGGGGGAAUGGGACGGUGGGUGGGAGGAAUGGGACGGUGGGGGUAGGGGGUAAUAAUUUGACGGAUUUGGCUACGGGGAUGGACUUGACCUUCACAUCCCUCCACCUCCUCCUCGACGCCAUCCUCCUCCUCUCCCCGACGUCCUCAAUCACCCCCCUCCUCCCCGCCCUCACAACCUGGUUCACAACCUACCACUCCUGGCUGCUCACGUCACCCCGAGCCGUCGCCGAACAAUCCCAACCCUCCAUCCGCGGCCUCAACACCGACAUCCAACACCUCGCCCUCCUCCUCUUCCUCAACCGCACCGCCGAAGCCGACACAUACGUGCGGAACACCACGAUCCCGAGAGUCACGGGGGCGAUCGGGCCCGACGGCCGUGUCGCGUCUGCACUGACAUCCGGCGGCGCGGACACAUGGCAGAACUCCGUGUCCUAUCUCUCCUCCCUCUUCACCCUCGGCCUCCUCACCCUCAACAACCCGCCGCUCCCCUCUCUCUUCUCGGUGACAACCACCGACAACCGAUCCAUUCGUGGCGCGUUGGAUUUUCUGCUCCCGUAUGCGUUGGCGAACGGGACCGGGUGGCCGACGGGGCCGAAUGAGACGUUUAGUGUUGGGGCCCAGUUUUGGGGAAUGGUGGGGGUCGCGUGGGUUGUGUGGGGAGAGGGGAGGUAUAGGGAUGCGGUGGUGCGGGGGCAGGGUGGGGGGAGGUGGGAGACGGCGAGGUUGUGGAUGCCGUAUGGGGCUUUUGAACUUAGGGCGGAGAGUAGUGGGGUGGUGGGGAGAGGGGAGGGGGUUUAUGGACGGUGGGUGUUGAUGAUUUUUGGGAUUGGGUGCGGUGUGUGGUGGAUGUGAUUGGGUUUCUGGGAUGAGGACACCGGGGUUUUCUGUACAAAACUGUGUACUGUAUGUAUUUGUGUGCGUUGUCCACGGUUGCUAUGUAACUUAUCCUAGAGUAAAAGCAUAUAUGGGAAGCCAGCCUUAGUGUUUGACGUGUAAAAAUGUACAUCACAG